GCGACUGAGACUGAGACUCACCCGAAAGAUCAAAAAGAAGAUUGAAGAAUAUGUCGUCGGGGGAUUGGGAUUUGUUGGAGUGGAUCCGUGAACAUCUUCUGGAGGAGAAAAUGGAUCCGGAUCCGGAUCCAGCUGCAUCAAAUGCAAAUGCAAAUGCAAAUGCUAAUUCUAAUUCGGAGGUGGGAGGGAAAGGGAGUGAAUUGGGAGUUGGAGUGCAGCAGUUCAAGGGAGUGAGGCGGAGGCCAUGGGGCAAAUACGCGGCGGAGAUCAGAGACCCAAACAGAAAGGGGGCCAGAACCUGGCUGGGCACCUUCCACACCGCCGAGGAUGCAGCAUUGGCUUACGAUCGAGCGGCUUUCAAGAUGCGAGGAGCCAAGGCCAAGCUCAACUUUCCUCAUCUCAUUGAUUCUAAUUCCCAACCCCAAUCCCUCGCUUGUAAUACUAAUAAGCGCCCCAGAUUCCCCACCCAUCAAACUUCAACUUCCCAACGCCGCUGAAUUCAACCCCAGCACACAACAAUAAUCCACUUGUUUCUCUUCUUUCUUAGCACUUCAAUGCAAAUUCCAUUUCGAGGGGAGAUCGUAUCUCAUUAUGCAUUAUGCAUUAUGCAAUGUGAAUCAAAUAUGUUUUACUUUUUUGAAGAAGAAGAUUAAAAAGUAUCUGAAUCAAAUCAGGCAUUACCUUGAUCUUGUAAGGAACACGUGCUAGCACGAUUAUUAAUCUAAUUAAAAUAUUUACAUA
Messenger RNA from Momordica charantia (bitter melon), 741 nucleotides. Its product is annotated as ethylene-responsive transcription factor 14. Lineage: Eukaryota; Viridiplantae; Streptophyta; Magnoliopsida; Cucurbitales; Cucurbitaceae. The record is from RefSeq and is a predicted model, not a curated record. Gene Ontology annotation, biological process: regulation of DNA-templated transcription; ethylene-activated signaling pathway. Gene Ontology annotation, molecular function: DNA binding; DNA-binding transcription factor activity.